Molecule: messenger RNA, 2534 nt
Organism: Trichoderma virens Gv29-8
Lineage: Eukaryota; Fungi; Ascomycota; Sordariomycetes; Hypocreales; Hypocreaceae
Exons: 1
Coding region: 1-1536 (511 amino acids)
Biological process (GO): regulation of transcription by RNA polymerase II
Molecular function (GO): protein dimerization activity; DNA-binding transcription factor activity, RNA polymerase II-specific; RNA polymerase II cis-regulatory region sequence-specific DNA binding
Source: RefSeq, a predicted model, not a curated record
AUGGCCCAACACGGCUUCACCCAGUUCGGGUCUGGCCCGAAUGGUGGCCACAUUGACCCCAACGACUUGGCCAUGUCGGGCGGAUACUCCCCGUCCUUUGCCAACAAUAACUUCAACACAAACUCCAACACAAACGGCUUCUCGAGUGGCUCUGCCGUCUUCGGCGAUGAUGAGCUGCUGGAUGGCCUCCCUUCAGAUGGACAGUCCGGCCUCCAUGGCCAGGGCCAAGACUUUCACGGCAUGAACAUGGGUUACCAGAACACUUUUCAGUCACACCGCGGUUCUAGUAUCCAAAUCGACCCAUCUCAGAUCAACGGCUACUCCAGUACCCCAGAUGGUGAUCCCAUCCAGAGCCCAUAUGCUUACAACGCACACUACCGCGCUCUCGGCAACCCUCUACAGUCACCAUUGUCCUACUCGCAAUCUCCCCUGGCUGCCGCCGAUAUGGCAGACGGAAAUGAUCCCAACUUCCUGAAUGCCAAGGCGAGGGCCCGUAUGUCCCAGCAGAUGCAGAGGAAAGCCUCCAACACCAGGAGCCCAAUGACCCCCAAGACCAACAGCAUGCACAGCAUCCCUAUCGGCCAGGACUCGCCUGGAUUUGGCCCUCAGUCUCUCCGAACGGACAAGUCGCCACCUGGCCAUUGGCUUAACACGCCCAACGGAAGCAUCCCAGCGUCUUUCAAUUCUGGCUUUUCAUCCCCCAUGCAACCAGGCAUGGUGCAAAUCAACGAGGUCAUGAUGAAGGGAGGCACCUCUAUGCCUGCCAAGCUUGGCGUGGGAAAUGCCAUGUCUACCCAAGAGAUGAAGCGGAAGCGCCGUCGCGAGUCUCACAAUCUCGUUGAGCGCCGCCGCCGUGACAACAUCAACGAGAGAAUCCAGGACCUGAGCAGACUCGUUCCCACGCACAGAUUGGAAGAUGAGAAGAUUCGCAAGCUGAUUUCUAAUGGUACGCCAUUGUCGCCCACCCUUACUGGUGUUUCAAACGCCACCUCUGGGCUAGCUGGGCCUGGUGCCCGGAGAGCUGCAGGCGCUGGUGCUGGAAACAUUACAACUGGCCUGCCGAUUGAAGACAAAGACAAAGGCCCCAAUAAAGGUGAUAUUCUCAACGGCGCUGUCAGCUGGACGCGGGAUCUGAUGUGGAUGCUGCACCUUAAGCUACAGCAGCAGGAGGAACUGAUAAACACCAUUGCCGAAUUGGGCGGCGCGAUACCCUUUGAGCAAACCGAUGAUGAGCGCCGUAUGCAGUCUGAGCUCAUGGAUGCCAUAUCCAGAAACGACUCAGGAUCGUUCACCUACACACGCACCUCUGGUUCAGGCCUUCGCGUGCCUCACCAUACCGACUACCGUGGCGAGCCCACCAACGGCAUGAGCGCCAACCUUGACUCUGUUGGCAUCACUCCCGAAGGAAGUGGUAAUGGUGGACUACCUGGCGAUAUUGGAGAUGCCGCGCAAUUCUGGCAUGACCCAGAUGAUGAUCCCAAUGCCCCCCUCAACUUUAAGGAAGAGGAUGAAUAUGAUAUGGAUCUCACCCAGUAAUUCCUCUACUGGUGUUUUCCCAUGAUAAUAUUCAUGUUGAAGAUUUUCAUUCCUUGGUCGAGCUUACAUCUCUCUGCCUAUCCGCACAUCUCUUUAUCCUUGUCCUCCUUCCUUCUAUUUUCUGCUGUUCAUCAAUCUGGGCUUUUUUUUCUUUUACUCUUUUCUAUCUGUGUGUUUUCGCAUCUUUUGGCGCUCCAUCUGCAGAUGUUUUGCUAGUGAUCUAGCAGUAAGCAUCUUGGAGAGGAAAUCUGUGUGGCUCUGACAUACCAAGAGGAUCAUGUCCGAGUGCCCGUACUGGCGGCGUUUAGGUGUCAGCUAUUACAUCGGCAGGGGCUCGUCUUUUUGAGUGAUAGGGUGCAUGCUACAGGCAACGGCAUUUGGCAUGGCUUUUAAAUAGGAUGGAUUAUGUUUUCAUUUCGUCUUUUUUCUUCUCUGCUCUUCUGCUUAUUUCAUAUACUACUGCAUUACAGCACAAAGAGACUGUGCGUCUCUCUUGCGUGCUUCCCCCGUUUCUCUCUCUCUCACACACACAAACUCUCCAUGCCUUUCUCUGGCUUGGUCUCUUUCCCCCUUGUUUUCCUUUUACAGCUGUCAAGCGCUCUAUUGGUACUACAACCCGUUAUGAGAUAUGCAUUUGUUGGUUUGCUUAGGCAGGGACAAUACAGAGGGCUCUCAUAGUGUGGGAUGCCCUACGACCGGUAUGGUUUUUCUUUUUCUUUUUCUUUGUUUUUCCUUUAUUAGGUAUCAGUCCUGGCAGGCGCGGCUUUGGCCUCUCUGUGGGAUAAUGGGAUUUCGUUAUCACUGCUGAUACACAGCUAUUUUCUUUGCUCUUGUUAUUUUUCGAUUUUUGUGUUGGGCUCUCUGGAGGAUUACACUUUAUAUCCGUGUACUUAAUUUUAACCUAUCAACAUCUCUUAUAUCCUCCGGUUCCUUUACUUUUUAUACUACUUCAGAUACCACUUAUGACCAAUAAACGGCUGAGAUGCGUCUUUGCUAUU